UUGUUACAGCAUCAGUUGAGAGUGCCAUGUUCCGUGGUCCAAUGGAAUGUGCCCGCUAUAUCUGUCGGACAGAGGGCCCACAUGGGCUGUACAAGGGCGCAGGGCUAACUUUGUGUCGAGAUAUUCCGUGUUUUGGUGUGUAUGGUCUCACCUACAUGUUAAUAAGUGGACAGAUGAAGGAGAGGGGCUGGUGUGACUCCCGGGGCAUUGUAGCUGACCUGUUGGGAGGAGGGCUGGCAGGUGUGGCCGCAUGGCUAUCGGUUAUGCCGGUGGAUGUAGUGAAAAGUCGAUACCAGGCUGACUACCGAGGAGAGUUCAGUGGCUAUGUUAACUGUGCACUACAGAGUUACAGAGAGGAGGGACUUCGGGUGUUCUACAGAGGCAGUAUGGCCAUCUGUCUCCGUAGCUUCUCCUCGAAUGCUGUCGAGUUCAUGGUCUACGCACAACUUAUGCGUUAUUUUCAAGGCUCAGGUCAUUACUCUGAAGACUAGUUGUCUUAGAUUCACAAACAAACUUUAAACUCAUUUCAGUAACUUAUUAAACAUCCAAUUGCUAUUUUGGUAAUUUGGUAGAGAGUGUGACUUAAUUAUUGUAAUAUAUAUUCCAAUGUCGCCUUUGAUAUUGAUAUUUGAUACAAACAUCAUAACUGUUGAUUUGUUCCUUUAUAUCCUUGCCAGUUGUGCAUUAUGUAAUUAGACGUUUACACAGCUUUAUGAAACUUAAUCAAUUGUUUAAAUGCAUGCUGUAGUGUUUGUAUAAUUUACCCGUGUUCAUUUUAAGAGAGAAAUUGUGUUGUUAUAUAUAUAUAUACAUGUAAUAUACAGAUACUAGUCUCCUUUAUUUUUUCAUAUUUAUUUUGAAUUUUACAUUUGAUAUUAAUCGACAGAUUGGUCAUAUUAUGUUGAUAUUAACAUACUGUGAUAUUGAAACUUUCAGGUCUGACGAUGUACUUCCUAAAUUAUCCAUUAUAUAAAUGCUGUAAAUAAGGUCAUUAAAA
Molecule: messenger RNA, 997 nt
Organism: Mizuhopecten yessoensis (Yesso scallop)
Lineage: Eukaryota; Metazoa; Mollusca; Bivalvia; Pectinida; Pectinidae
Product: mitochondrial basic amino acids transporter-like
Exons: 1
Biological process (GO): transport
Cellular component (GO): mitochondrion
Molecular function (GO): transmembrane transporter activity
Source: RefSeq, a predicted model, not a curated record